This is a messenger RNA of Guillardia theta CCMP2712, 201 nucleotides long. RefSeq lists its product as hypothetical. Lineage: Eukaryota; Cryptophyceae; Pyrenomonadales; Geminigeraceae. Bases 1 to 201 code for a protein of 66 amino acids. The record is from RefSeq and is a predicted model, not a curated record. The transcript has 4 exons.
AUGGGCAACGUGAAAGUUCUCUCGCAAGCACUCUUCUCAGAGAGCCCCUUGUCCGUCGGCGAUACCAUCAUCGCAGUCAACGACAUCCCCGUUGAGGCGCUUGCUGUCGAGGUUCAGCUCACAGUGCAGUCGACGAGGUGGUGGGACGCGUCAAACAACAAGGUGAUUGUGGAGAGGAGGACGCAGCAGCAGCAGCAGUAG